Puntigrus tetrazona (Sumatra barb) is the source of this 1604-nucleotide messenger RNA. It is a transcript of the gene cldn11a, whose product is annotated as claudin 11a. The record is from RefSeq and is a predicted model, not a curated record. Lineage: Eukaryota; Metazoa; Chordata; Actinopteri; Cypriniformes; Cyprinidae. Gene Ontology annotation, cellular component: plasma membrane; bicellular tight junction. Gene Ontology annotation, molecular function: structural molecule activity. The transcript is spliced from 3 exons. The coding region runs from base 415 to 1062 and encodes 215 amino acids. Gene Ontology annotation, biological process: bicellular tight junction assembly; cell adhesion.
GUAAAGCGUGAUUUGUCAGUUUUGUUCUAUAUACUUGUCCUUUAGUAUUGCAUUACAGGCUACAAACAUUACAGGGGAAAAGGAAGAGAGUGAAAAAUAAAGAUAAGGUGUAACGUUGGGAAGUGUCUGUUCUCGCGUGAUUGGCUGACAGUUCUUUUGUGUCUGUACUUCCACUAUAAAAGCUCGGCUAACGUUUUCUCUCACAUUGUAUGAGCUUGGAAUACCGCGCAACGUAAGGAUCUACAAAAUCAACAUGCUUUUUACGCCAUGGAUUAACAUACCUGGAUAUUGCUACCUAUAAUUUUUUUUUGCCAAGUAACCUGUCUGGUUUUAGUUCUUCUGAUUAUCAGCUACUUUAAAGAAUACUUUUUUUCUCCCCGACUGUUGGACUCGUUUUUGCGCACACUGUACACUAUGGCAAACACUUGCUUGCAGUUCACGGGUUUUGUGAUGAGCUUUCUCGGUUGGAUCGGACUUAUCAUCGCCACUGCCACUAAUGAAUGGGUAGCCACUUGUAAAUAUAACAUGAACACCUGUAAGAAGAUGGAUGAGCUGGAGGCCAAAGGUUUGUGGGCGAACUGUGUGAUCUCUACUGCGCUGUAUCACUGCAGCACACUCACGCAGAUCCUCGAGCUGCCAGCGUAUAUCCAGACGUCUCGAGCUUUAAUGGUCACGGCAUCGAUUCUCGGGUUGCCUGCUGUCGCGCUCGUGCUCAUGUCCAUGUCCUGUAUUAACCUCGGAAGUGAACCAGAAAGCGCCAAGAACAAGCGAUCGGUGCUCGGAGGAACCAUAAUACUGCUGACUGCUUUUUGCGGCGUCGUCUCCACCGUGUGGUUUCCCAUCGGGGCCCACCACGAGAGGGGCUUGAUGUCCUUCGGCUUCUCCCUGUAUUCGGGCUGGGUGGGCACUGCACUUUGUUUGCUGGGAGGCUGUAUGAUCACCUGCUGUUCAGUGGACACCCCCGCUACAUACACUGACAACAACCGAUUCUACUACUCCAAACAGGGCCCGGCUCAUUCCGGCCCCACCUCCACUAACCACGCCAAAAGUGCUCACGUCUGAGCUUCGGGAUUGCUGCUCAGAUCUGAUUUCUACUCUGUUUCUGCUCUCUCUCUUUUUCCACUGUUUCUUGUUUCAGCAAUGUCUCUAUCUGCAGUGGCGGCUCUUUGGAUAGUCAUCGUUCGGCUGCGCUCUGACCUUUUGACACGGCAGCGGGGUUAGUCACCCAAAGGUUACAUAAUGAAGGACAGUUACUGUUGAAGGACCUGCAAUGAAGGAUUCAGUGUUUAAAGGGUCUUCUACUGAUUCUGCUCAGUACAAUGUGCCAUUUCAAGUCCUAUUUUUGUAGCGAGAAAUGAGUUUUUGCAUUUUUAUAUGAAUACUAACAGUAUUGCCAGUGUUGUUUUUAUUCUAAAUCUUUCAGUUUAUUUCAGUCUGUUUGUACAGCUAUAUUUUCAAUUUGGUUCAUUUCGGAAUAGCCGCCCAAACAAAACUGCACCAAAAUUGGACCAAAGCAGUGAUUAUUUAGCAAUACUAUUUAUUGUAAUACUUGUAUGCAGUUUUUAUUAAAUUUGUUGUAAUAAACAAUGCUGUUCAUGUGAAAA